Raphanus sativus (radish) is the source of this 1954-nucleotide messenger RNA. Its product is annotated as vacuolar cation/proton exchanger 5. Lineage: Eukaryota; Viridiplantae; Streptophyta; Magnoliopsida; Brassicales; Brassicaceae. Bases 324 to 1640 code for a protein of 438 amino acids. Gene Ontology annotation, cellular component: plant-type vacuole membrane. Gene Ontology annotation, biological process: calcium ion transmembrane transport; intracellular calcium ion homeostasis. The record is from RefSeq and is a predicted model, not a curated record. The transcript is spliced from 12 exons. Gene Ontology annotation, molecular function: calcium:proton antiporter activity.
UCUUCUUCUUGUUUCAACAGAUGAAAAAUUAGUAACGAGAGAAGGAAGGAACCUUCGUCCGCCCUCUACUCUGCAAUCAGUUACUGAGAGAGAUCUCGAUAUUCCAAGGCACAGAGAUCAGUGAGAUCACACAUCUCUAAGCUACUAUUAUUUGUCUAAUUUGUAUUCAUUCAAUAAUUUAUCAAAACCAUCGAAGAUUUCUCUUGACUUAAAAAAAAAAAGCUUCUUCAACUUUCCUCUGAUCGCGAAAACGAAGAAAGAAAUCAAACUAAUUUGAGCAAAGUCUCUCUUCUCUGACCGAUCGUUGACUGCUUGGGGUAAGCAUGGGUUGUUGCAAGGCGCCAGCUCUUAUUCAGGCGCAGGUACAAAUGGGUCUGGUCAGUGAAAACGAGCACAAAAGCCUUUUCAGACGAGAUUCAUCAGAUUCCCCUACUUGUUUGAUGGAGCAAGGAGGUUCAUUUUCUACAAGUCUCCGAGUCCACCGUUCACCUAACAACACCUUGCUCCAGAGCUUCAACAUCGUCAUCUUAUCCAAUAAACUCAAUCUCUUGUUGCCUUUCGGUCCUCUCGCUAUUCUACUCCACUACUUGACUGAUAAUAAGGGAUGGGUCUUCCUGUUGAGCUUACUAGGAAUCACACCUUUGGCUGAACGUCUCGGUUAUGCCACCGAGCAAUUGGCUUGCUACACAGGUCCAACUGUUGGAGGCCUCCUUAAUGCUACAUUUGGAAACGUUACAGAGCUGAUCAUAUCUAUUUUCGCUCUUAGAAAUGGAAUGAUACGAGUUGUACAGCUGACUCUCCUCGGCUCCAUUCUCUCUAACAUGUUGCUUGUUCUUGGCUGCGCCUUUUUCUGUGGCGGCCUUGUUUUCUCACGUAAAGAACAAAUCUUUGACAAAGGGAAUGCGGUUGUGAAUUCAGGAUUGCUUUUGAUGGCUGUUAUGGGGCUACUCUUCCCCGCUGUUCUUCAUUACACGCACAGUGAGGUUCAUGCUGGCUCUUCAGAGCUUUCUCUCUCAAGGUUCAGUAGCUGCAUAAUGCUCGUGGCGUAUGCUGCUUACCUUUUCUUCCAGCUGAAGCGUCGUCAGCCCAGUUCUUAUACCCCUCUCACCGAGGAUAUGAACCAGAGCGAGGAAACUUCGGACGAUAGUGAAGAUCCUGAGAUCUCCAGGUGGGAAGCUAUCAUUUGGCUUUCAAUCUUGACUGCUUGGGUCUCUCUUCUUUCCGCCUAUCUUGUGGAUGCCAUAGAGGGGGCUUCAGUCUCAUGGAAGAUACCAAUAUCUUUUAUCAGUGUCAUCUUGCUUCCUAUAGUGGGGAAUGCGGCUGAGCAUGCAGGUGCUAUUAUGUUCGCCAUGAAAGACAAGCUGGAUCUGUCUUUGGGAGUGGCUAUUGGAUCCUCAAUCCAGAUUUCCAUGUUUGCGGUUCCUUUCUGUGUGGUGAUCGGAUGGAUGAUGGGCGCACAAAUGGACCUAAAUUUCCAGCUGUUUGAGACGGCUACACUGUUCAUAACUGUUAUUGUCGUAGCUUUCUUUAUUCAGGAAGGGACAUCGAAUUACUUCAAAGGAUUAAUGCUCAUUCUUUGUUAUUUGAUAGUCGCUGCCAGUUUCUUUGUACAUGAAGAUCCUCACCAAGAUGAUGCAUAAACAAACCCAAACGGUACAACCAAAAUAGAAAGAGUAUGAUGAUCAAGAACGAAGGCACUAUACUACAUGUACAUUUGGAUUUGUUUCAACAAUUUGAAAGUUGCCCCCCAUCUUACGUUUUUGCUGCGCCUUUCUAGGGGACUAAGGCUACAGUUAUGUAAAAUUACAAUGAUAUUAUACGGUUCACACGUAUGUCUUCUUUGUUUAUUGGCAGAUGAUAUAUUUAGCCAUCACGAAAGAACAUAAUGUGGUGUGUGUGUGUCAAACAUUUUGUGUACCUGAAACAUAGAGCCAGAUAAUCUCACCAACAUCAA